This is a messenger RNA of Syngnathus acus (greater pipefish), 2272 nucleotides long. It is a transcript of the gene grem2a, whose product is annotated as gremlin 2, DAN family BMP antagonist a. Gene Ontology annotation, biological process: animal organ morphogenesis. The record is from RefSeq and is a predicted model, not a curated record. Bases 1061 to 1630 code for a protein of 189 amino acids. NCBI's taxonomy places the organism in Eukaryota, Metazoa, Chordata, Actinopteri, Syngnathiformes, Syngnathidae. The transcript has 3 exons. Gene Ontology annotation, molecular function: BMP binding; receptor ligand activity.
CAUUCUGCCGGGCAUCCGCUCCGCUCCGUGUGUGUGUGGUCACGCGUGGAAGUGUGACUUAAACGGCGCUCUCCUCUAAUUAAACACACUUUGCAGCAUGCGUUGGAGGCGCUGCGAUAAUUGAGACAUCAGGUCGUGUUUGUUUUCGAUUUCCUUUGCAGACGGGGACGUCUUUUAAAAAAGAUCCUGCUCGGGCUUUUGAAAGCUGAGCCAUUAAAGUGCCGCUGUGGAAAAUAAAAUGCCGCAAAGCCUAAUGGCUGUUCUCUUUCUGGUAUUUGGUUCUGGUAUUUGUAAUUUCAUUAGAGGCUUGAAUUUUGGAAGCAAGGUCUGCCACACUUCAGUGAAGCAUGUCCCCCAAAGAAUUUGCGGUCGCGCUGCAGUCGCAGAGAUGUUUACGUGGGCGAUAUUAGCCUCGAGCAGACGGAGAGCUCGGCUUUUUUCCACCGCAGUCUCCUUCCGUCGGCGGGACGCUGGAAUGAUUAGUGCAAGCGUCAGACGGAGUGACAGAGUGGGGAAUGUUUUUUUGGGGGGGGGGGGUAUAAAAACAAAGUUGUGGGGAGAGACCCCAAACCUCAACAUCUUCACAUCCCUCUUCCUACUGUCUCCUGACUCAAGCCACGAACCGCCCCAGCUCGGCAGGCCCCCGCCCUUUGCAAAACCUCAAAUCCCUCAACCGAAGCCUCAGAUUGUCCAACCGCAGGAUUGAUGAGGAGAGCUUGUCAGGACCGGCGCUAGCAGGCCUGGUUGGUAGGAAGGAAGCUCGGCUGCAGACUCGAGGAGCCAUCCGUCAUGUCCUGCGUACGCAAACGGUCCCAUCAUCCCUUCUUGUAGCACUAACGGCCGCCAUGACAUCAGGAUCACGACUGUCACAAAAGAAGUCCAAACUCCAAGGCGGAUUAUUGUCAAGUAAUUUGUUUCAGGGAACAUCUGCUCAAAAGAUGCUUGAGUGAUGGUCAAAAAUGUGCUGGCGCUAAACACUGACGGCACGCUCGCUGGCAGACGCGGGAUCGAUUCUCCCUUUAUGACGUGAGAACGAUGCAGAAGACAAUCGGAGAAACGAAUGCUGUGGAGAAUAACCAUCGCAGUCUUACUGGCCGGAGUGCUGUGCGGCACGGCAGGAAGCAAAAAGACCCGGCCGCAGGGCCACAUCCCGUCGCCGUACAAGAGCAAAGGCAACCUGUCUUCCGAGCGCCACCAGCGGCUGGUGCAGCCCAAACCCGAGGUGCUCUCGUCCAGCCGCGAGGCCUUGGUGGUGACCGAGCGCCGCUACCUGCGGCGGGACUGGUGCAAGACCCAACCCCUGCGCCAGACCAUCAGUGAGGACGGCUGCCGGAGCCGCACCGUGGUCAACCGCUUCUGCUACGGCCAGUGCAACUCCUUCUACAUCCCCCGGCACAUGGGACCCAGCGGCUCAGCCCACGGCCAGAACCGGGGACAGGGAAGAAAAGGCCACAGCAAGGCCCAGGAGCCCUUUCAGUCAUGCUCCUUCUGCAGGCCGCACCGCGUCACACAGCUCACCGUGCAGCUGGAUUGCCCCGAUCUGCAGCCGCCUUUCCGCCACCGCAAAGUGCAGCGGGUCAAACAGUGUCGCUGCAUGUCCGUGGACGUGAGCGGACACGGGAAGCUGUGAGAACCGUGGCGGGAAACUCACAGAUGAUGCCAAAAAUUAGCCUGCCUCUUUGCUUGGAACUGAAGACACUGAUGGACAAGUCUGGCACGUGUCAGUCUGGACCUGCCAUUUUCCUUUGCUGCCAGGGGAAGGAGUCCAAAAAUCGAAAGAAUAUCCUGGGCCCAAACUGUGAAAAGCUGUAGAAGACGUUCAGGCGGACUACUUUUCUGAAUCCUUCUCCUUGCCUUAAAUCUAUUGAGUGUUGCACAACAGGAGGCAACCCAAUAAAGACUUCCGCCUCUUUGGACACACAAGUAUACGAUAAAAAAAAUACUGCUCAACAUGUUCUCACAAGUAUUUAGUAGGAAAUCACACAAAAACUACAAAUAUGAUAAAUACAUAUUUCAAUGUCAAAAUUUUAUGAAUAAUCUCAUUCCCAGAAACCUGCUAUACACAUUUUCUGGCCACGCCGUAGCUCCACCCCGAACACAUAUUUUCUAUAGCUAAAAUGUUUUUGUGCAAAAUCCUACUAAAUUCAUGUGAGAACAGGCUGUACUACUGCAUGUGUAAUUAAAGUACAAUGCAAUAUAUAAAACAAUAUCAACAUGUUAUGUAUGUAAGUGUGCAUUUGUGAAAAAGUAUAUUAAAUCUAUUUCAUAUAAA